GCGUGUUGCCAACCUCCAUGUGCUGUCUGCUCUCAAAUCCUCAAAACUCGCCACAAGAAGCUCCACUCAAAUUACUAUUCUAGUAGGACAUCUCCAAAAUAUACCAUCUCUUUAGCCAACAAAGCUUACACCAGCCAAUAAGAUUCCCAUUUCUUUUGAGUUUAGCAAGGCCUUAAAAAAAGAAGCUCAUCAAAGCCUAUUCUCUAGCAUCUCUUUAGAUAUAAAGCACCUCCUAUCUAUCAAAGAAAUCUUUAUCUUGACGCACGCUUCCAAAGCUUGUCCAACCUCUCUAUAAGUACUCUACACAGACACCAAACCAUCAGCACACAUUUAGAAAGAGAGAUAGACAAAGAGAGGAAGCAUGAUUAAGUUGAGAUCGAAGAAGCUCUUCAAGAGGAGUUCUAAACUGAGUAAUGGUGGGAGCGGCGUUGCCGCUGGAGGCUGUGGUAGGAGCGGCGACAUUGAGUGGGAGCUGCGGCCUGGAGGCAUGCUGGUUCAGAAGAGAGAGGAAGCAAAGGGUGAUAGAGAAGGGGUGAUCACUGUGAGAGUCUCCACUGGAUCACAUUGGCAUGACAUCUCCAUUGGAGCCACCUCAACAUUUGCGGAGUUGAAGAUGGUUGUAUCCAUGGUGACAGGAUUGGAGCCCAGAGAGCAGAGGCUUUUGUUCAGGGGGAAGGAGAGGGAGGAUGGGGAUCACCUUCACAUGGUAGGAGUCAGGGACAAGGACAAGGUACUUCUGUUAGAGGACCCUGCCAUCAGGGAAAUGAAACUGAAAGCAAUGACAAGAAGCCAAGCCAUGGGGAGCCCUUGUCACACCAUUAUUGAGGUGUAGGCCAUGGGGCUGUGCCUUUGUUUCCCUUAGAACUGACUACGUGAGAAGGUCCCAAAGGUUCUGCUGCUUCUGCAAAAGAUAACUAGUCUGAUCCUAAAUGUAGUGUGAUUUUGAGUUAUAUGUAAAGCUGGUAUCAAGUGGAGAUUUUACAGAGUUGCAUUCCAUGGUAUAUGAUGUAAUGGAAUGAGAACCUUGCUCACCUGUUUACUUCCAAGUAUCAACAUGAUGCCGAGUUUUGUGUGAA
Messenger RNA from Elaeis guineensis (African oil palm), 1076 nucleotides. RefSeq names its product BAG family molecular chaperone regulator 3. The record is from RefSeq and is a predicted model, not a curated record. Gene Ontology annotation, molecular function: protein binding. Lineage: Eukaryota; Viridiplantae; Streptophyta; Magnoliopsida; Arecales; Arecaceae.